Messenger RNA from Linepithema humile (Argentine ant), 2975 nucleotides. RefSeq names its product alpha-tocopherol transfer protein. Gene Ontology annotation, cellular component: membrane. NCBI's taxonomy places the organism in Eukaryota, Metazoa, Arthropoda, Insecta, Hymenoptera, Formicidae. The record is from RefSeq and is a predicted model, not a curated record. Gene Ontology annotation, molecular function: phosphatidylinositol bisphosphate binding.
CAUCGCUACGCCGAUCGGCACUCACAGUGCAAACAGUUUCGUGCCGUACUCGCUAAAACCUGCAAGCGGGAAAGUCGUUAAUCGUCAAUCUGCAUAUUGGACUGUAAUUAAUCUCGGGAAAAAAAGUCGAAUUUACAAACGUAUCUCAGGACGUAGAAUCGAUUGUUCUUUAAGAAUAUCGAUCGCCGAUUAUGGUGCUCUGAUGAUUUUGUGUGCUCCAGUAGUGUUACAAGUAGUGUCUACGCGCUUCUAAUCACAUUUUUUAAUGAAUGUGUAAUGUUAUCCAUCGGAGAACACUUUGUUGAACGGACGUAAAAAAAUAUAAUUGUUAGUUUUUUGUGCGAUAAUUUUAUUAGAGAAGAUAGUCUCAUUAGAAGUUUGAUUAAAAAUGGCUAGUGAAUUCAAUCGAAGGAAACACAAAAACAUUACGCUGAAAUGAGUAGACAACAUAUCAGUUCGUUACAUAAUUCUAACUAUUUUUAAUUGCGUUAAGAAAAUAUGUAAAUUGUGUCGUUUCGCGAAACAGUAGAUAUAUUUUAACUGUGGAUCUAACGUCAUCAUUGUGGACAUAUGUAAAUGGCAUUCUACCUGCAUUUCGCGAUUCUUGGAAAAUUACCGUCAUCAAAACGCAUGCAGACGUUGCUGCAAGAGUGUCAGCCGGAUGUUGGCUUUGUAAAAGGGAGGCAUUGCAUGCACGUAGCGAAACCUUUGCUACAACAUACAGCUGCUCGUUUGCUACAACAUACAACUGCUCGUUUGUGACAGACGAAAGAGACAUGCUUUUAUAACGCAUUUUGAAACGUUCUCUUUACGAAAUAUAAUCUAUACAUAAAUUAACUUUCUCGUUAAACUUUGCUGAUAUUUGAUAUGGAAAAUUAUGUAAACUAUGAUUUGGAUCAUUGGAAAAAUAUCUGAUUAACAAUGCAAUUUAUGAUCAUUUAUCUCUUUUGUGAUAUCAUAAUCUAUUUAUAAUAUAUAAUUAUAUAUUCCUUAAAUAUGCUAUACAGUAAAAAAUAACUAACUUCUUUAGUCAUAACAGUGAAAAAAUUACGCAACAGGUAAAAAUCGCACAGUUCAUCCGAUGUCAAUGUGUUAGCACAAUUGGCGUCUAAUCAAAAUAUUUCCGAAGGCAUUUAAAUUUUUUAAACUUCUAACUAAAUAAUAUUAAUAUAAAAAAAUUCUUUUUACGGUGAUUUUCUGAUUGCUUAUGUUGAGAUAAAUCGAGUUUGAGUUUUAUUACUGCGAAUAGUCAAGUCGAAUAAUCAAGCCAAUCAUAGACCGUUACGUCAUCGGAGUUUGCAUCAAUGUCAUAAAUAUUAUUUAUAUCCUUGAUCUUUGAUCUUGAGCAAAAAUGUCGUGCUCAAUCUAGGCUUCAGGCAAGAAUUUAUUUGUUGAUCAAAUUUGGUAUGAGACGGAACAAUAAUUCGCCUCAUCACGCAUGCAUACGUGCGAGCGAUACACACACAGCCGUUUAAGCGCAUCGGAUACUCGCGUGGAUGUCGGUAGAACGAGGUUAUCAGCAAAAUUGAAGACAGACAGCCGACUGAUAGCUGUGCGAGCGACGGCACAUACGCGGCUGAACGCGAAAGUGUCGAUUUCGUUCUACUGCGACGAACGUUGAUCGAGGCAAACGUCGAUCGAGACACGCGCCGAUUCGGUAAUUCGGUAGAUUAUAUAAAUCACGAUCACCCGUCCGUGUGUUAUCAUGUCGCAGGAGAGUAAUAAGAACAACAACGGAGUCGGAUCGUCGACGAUUUCGGUGAAAGAUCGCCAGGAAGAUCCGAAGGAUUGGAAGAUUCAAGGAAAGCGAAAGGUCGAUGUCAAGACAGAGAAAAAUCUAGAACUUUGUAAAGGUGCCGAUAAUAUGCCGGAGCUCAAGGACGAGCCCCAGUUGCUGGAGGAUGAACAGAUCAGUCUGGACCUAAACGAACCGCCUCCGGAAGUCAUGGAAUAUGCCAGAAGGGAGGUCGGCGAAACCGAGGAGGUCAAGUGUCAGGUGCUGCAGGAAUUCCGCGACUUAAUAUACGAGAGAGGCGAGUGUUUGCCGCACAGAAUGGACGACGAUUUUCUCAUCAGAUUUCUUCGCGCUAGAAACUAUAAUCUGAAGAGUGCAUACAAACUGAUAGUGAAUUACUACAACUUCAAAGAGGAAUAUCCGGAGAUCCACCAACAGUUGAAUGCGGCGCAAAUGAAAGUCAUAGGCGAUGACAAUGUGAUAGGGGUGCCACCCUAUAGAUCUCCAUGCGGCAGGCGCAUGUUGAUCUAUCGCAUAGGCAAUUGGGACCCGCGUAAAUAUCCCGUGUGGGAGCUCUUCAAAGCCACGGUCGGUGUGCUCGAGCUGGCCAUACUCGAGCCGACAGCGCAAAUCCUGGGCGGUAACGUUAUCUUCGAUCUCAAGAACCUUACGAUGGCACACGUGUGGGUCGUGACACCGCAAAUAGCGAGCAUGAUGGUGUCUUUAAUGGUCACUGCAUUUCCCAUCAAGACAUACGCCAUACACAUCCUCAAUCAGUCGUGGGUGUUCGACGCGAUCUUCGCAGUCUUCAAGCCGCUGCUCGACGCCAAAAUGCGAAACAGAAUCUUUUUCCACGGUACCAAUUACGAGAGCCUUCACAAGCACCUCCCGCCUGAGUAUCUGCCGAAGGACUACGGCGGCAUAAGGAACGACCAGCCUUAUUACAAAUGGAUCGAAUCCGUGUGUCAGAAUCCGAAGAUCGUCGAGCAGAUGAAAAAAAUGGGAUUCACCAUCACGGACGAUAUGAUCGAGUCUUUCAAUUUGAAGUAAAAAUCGCUUUUAGAUUUGCAUAAUUUUGCGUACGCCACGAUUGAUUAGCACGUCUUUAUUUUAUUACUUGCCUCUUUUGCCUUGCAUUGCAUUCUACGAUUUAAACAUGUAGAAGUUUCAAGCGCAUGCUUCGCAUAAUUCAUUGAUUAAUUUUAUAUAUCUAAAAAUACAACGAAUAUAUAUAUAUAUA